UCAUUUUUAAAGAACUGCAAGAAGAAACGCUACAAUAGUACAAUCUUCCUUCUCCAGCACUCUUUUUAUUUCGCGCUUUCUCGCCGGAAAACAAAAAAUGAGCCGCGAUUCUUCCCGAUCAGCUAAUUCCGGCCAAAAAUCAAAGCGUAGCCUCAACAAUUCCAAUUCCACUAGUAACAACAACGGCAAAAAUAGCAAACAGAAAACCCUAGGCAUGGCUUGGGGCUCCAGUUCGCUCUCCGCCUCUCGUUCCUCAUUUCGAAGCUCUCCGUUCUCCGACUUCGGCAGUUAUAUGGAAGUGAAGAAUAGGAAGCUUCAAAAUCAGUUUACUGCUGCAGCUUCAAAUUCUUCGUCUGCUUCAAUAUUUAAUGGAGUCUCGAUUUUUGUUGACGGUUUUACGAUUCCAUCUGUCCAGGAACUUCGAGGAUUUAUGUUGGAGUAUGGUGGGAGAUUUGAGAAUUAUUUUUCUAGGCGUCGUGUUACGCAUAUUAUAUGUAGUAAUCUUCCUGAUAGCAAAAUUAAAAACAUCAGGUCUUUCAGUGGUGGGCUGCCUGUUGUUAAACCUGCAUGGAUUGUGGAUUCUGUAGCUGCUAAUAAACUUUUGAGUUGGGUUCCUUAUCAACUUGAUCAGCUUGCUAAUAAUCAACCAAAGUUGUCAGUAUUCUUUUCCACGAAGAACAAAGCAGUUGCUGAUGAUUUAAAUAUGGACGCAACUUUGAAGGGUGGCACAUCACAAGAUGCUAACUUACCUUGUGAUAGUGAUUCUACGAAAGAUGGAGAGCAAAUAGAUAAACAAUUUGAUCAUGCUGAUUGUGCCUUUCAGGAACAUAGCAGCAGCAGUGCAAAAUCCUCAGAGCUAAGGAUUGAAGACCCUAGUAACACUGAAGAUGAAAACAGUGCAAAGGAUGAACUUCAGUCUAGUCCCCAUAAAUUCCCCGUGUCAGUCAGCAGCUACGACUACGAUGAUCACAGCAUUAAAAAGUCACCAAGUCCAGCGGUUGCUGGACCUUCUAAUCCACGUCAUUCAACUCUUGAGGAUCCCCAUUUUGUGAAGAACUACUUUAAGAGUUCGCGAUUGCACUUUAUAGGAACCUGGAGAAAUCGGUAUCGCAAGCGUUUUCCCCGUCUGUCCAGUGAUUUUAGGUGCGGAAGCAUGUCUGUUGAGGCUUAUGAUAAUUCUCAGAAGACAUCAAUUAUGCAUGUUGACAUGGACUGUUUUUUUGUAUCAGUACUUAUUAGGAACCAUCCUGAGUUACAAGAUAAGCCUGUAGCUGUAUGCCAUUCUGACAAUCCAAAAGGAACUGCUGAAAUUUCAUCUGCUAACUAUCCUGCCCGAUCUUAUGGUGUUAAGGCUGGAAUAUUUGUAAGAGAUGCCAAAGCUCUUUGUCCUCACCUUAUCAUACUUCCAUACAAUUUUCAAGCUUAUGAAGAGGUAGCUGAUCAGUUUUAUGAUGUGUUGCACAAGCACUGUGACAAAGUGCAGGCAGUGAGCUGUGAUGAAGCUUUUUUAGAUAUCACGGAUUCGUCAGGGGGAGAUCCUGAACUAUUAGCAUCAACCAUAAGAAAAGAAAUUUUUGAGAUGACAGGAUGUACUGCAGGUGCUGGAAUAGCUAGAAAUAUACUGUUGUCUCGCCUUGCCACUAGAGCUGCUAAACCUAACGGUCAAUGUUAUAUCCCUCCAGAAAGGGUGGAUGAGUUUUUGCAUGAGCUUCCAAUUAAGACACUUCCAGGAAUAGGGCGUGUUUUGGAGGAGAAGUUGAAGAAGAAAAAUGUUCAGACUUGUGGACAAUUGCGUCUAUUCUCUAAGGACUCUCUUCAAAAGGAUUUUGGCAUGAAAACUGGAGAAAUGCUUUGGAAUUAUAGCAGAGGAAUAGACAACCGGCUGGUUGGAGUGAUUCAGGAAAGCAAGUCUAUAGGUGCUGAAGUAAAUUGGGGUGUGAGGUUCAAGAAUUUGCAAGAUUGUCAACAUUUCCUCCUAAACCUUUGCAAGGAAGUUUCGUUACGCUUACAGGGAUGUGGAGUGCAUGGUCGGACUUUUACCCUCAAGAUAAAGAAGAGAAGAAAUGAUGCUGGGGAGCCUAUAAAGUAUAUGGGUUGCGGGGACUGUGAGAAUCUCUGUCACUCGAUGACGGUUCCAAUUGCUACUGAUGAUGUUGAGGUUCUUCAAAGAAUUACAAAGCAACUUUUUGGUUUUUUCAAUUUGGAUGUGACCGACAUUCGCGGUGUAGGCUUGCAAGUCUCCAAACUUGAAAAUGCCGACACUAGUAGAGGGCUUGAAAGAAAUACUUUAAGGUCAUGGCUCACCUCUGCCUCAGCAAUACCAAAGAAACGACAUAGUAUCAGCAGCAUAUCUCAUGAAAGAGCUAAUUCAGAUCCUGGGUUACAAAGAACCUCAGCUCCACCACCCAUUUCUGAUCUUGAUAUGAGUGUAAUUAAGAGUCUUCCUCCAGAAGUCUUUUCAGAACUAAAUGGUAUUUAUGGAGGGAAAUUAAUCGAUUUCAUUGCUCAAAAUAAAGGCAAACGUGAAACUAGCAGCAGUUCUUCAUUCAUCCCUUUGAAUAAACAAGAAGAAGGUGCAACAUGCUGUAAUGAGGAACCUCUUGCAUCCAAUAUUAUCCCGCAAAAACCAACUGCGAUGGGAAAGAAGGAAACGCAUAGUAUGGUUGAGGAAACACUGUCAGCAGCACCUAGGUUUGCUGUUGGGUCCUACAACGAGUCCAUUCAAACAAUGGGCCCUGGUAACAAUGAUUUAAUGCCUUUAUCUCUAAGUCAGGUUGAUACGUCAGUGUUACAACAAUUGCCUGAAGAAUUGAAAGCUGACAUUCUUGGACUGCUGCCUGCACACCGUAGAAAGGAGUUGAAUUCAAAUCCAUCUACGAUUCCUCUUAUAGAAAAUCCUCAGGAAUUAUUAAACAUCACUGAGAAUGAAGCUAUACCCAUGGACUCUCAUCUAAAUAAUGAUCUUUGGAAUGGAAAUCCCCCGCGGUGGGUUGGCAAGUUCAAGGCUACUAAUUACUUGAUACUACACAAAAUGUCCGAGAUAUAUGACACAUUGGGUUCAACUGGGAAUUUAUCUUCUCUUCUGCAGCACACAAAUUCUAAAUCUAUGUGUCAUCCUAUUGAAAAUAAUAAUGAUAGUUGGGAUGAUGAAGCUAGAAAUUACGUCUGUGAACUUCUCAAGCAGUAUAUUAACUUAAAGAUAGAAUCUGAUAUUGAAGAGAUCUACAUUUGUUUUCGUCUUCUCAGGAGGUUAACAAAAAAGUCCAAGUUCUUUGUGCAAGUGUAUGAUAUCGUCUUCCCGUACCUUCAGGCAUCUGUUGGAGAACAUUAUGGAGGAAGUUUGCAUUUUUCUCCACAUGAUUAGUGCUUAUUGACAUUUGCUGCCAAGUUCCGCCGUCACUCUUAAUAUGAGGGAAGAUGUACCGUCAAAUGAUUACUUUGGCCGUCUCAACUGGAGUUUGCAGUAGUUGCCACUCUAAAGAAUGGAUUGAAAUUUUGAUCCUCCAGUGUUUCUGGACAGAAAUACAGCUCAGUGGUUUAGGCUGACAUGGAUUUUGUAAUUUGUAACUAAUAUUUCAGGUGAUUUUCACGGUAAAUCAUCUUUAAAUUCUAGCCAUCAUGAAUAUACGAAUUAGUAGUCUUUUUUGAAAAAGUAAUUCCUAACAAACGCAUUUGAAGAAUUUUGUCUCAUAAUACACUGAAUUCGGUUUCUGUUUUCUUUCCGUUUUUUCCUUCAUCUUAUCACAUUUCACUGGAUCUUGAAUCACACAAUAAUCCUCUAAGAAGAGAUGGUGGUGCUUCUUCCCCUGAUCCACACUUCAUAUUGGAGAUUUCUUGGCUUGGUUAAAUUAACAUGAUGAAUGGAUGGUGCCGAAUUCAAAAUUUUAUGAGUAAUGAUUGUAGUUGUACAAGUCUGGGUGGGAAUGCUAUAGAAAUUGUCUGGCAUGACAAGUCCGAAUGCCUUGAAGAUAUCAAUGGACAUGACAGUCCCCUUUGUAAUAUUAUUUCACCUAUCAUGACACUCCAGCUUGUUUGUUGCAAAACGCAGUGUAAAUUAUCACUGAGCUCUACUUUUAGUCUGUUAAUGGCGAUGUAUCAGAAAAGUCGCGCUCGGAAGCUAGGCUAGGCAUGUGUCUUCUUGGUUUAAAUUCGUGUACUUCUCUUUGAUUAGCAAAAGCCAGUUUCAAACUUUAGACGAUAUAGUUUGUUUUCGUGAUGAUUAAGCAAAAUUGUGACUCUUGAUUUCUUGCUGACAGUGUAUAGCUGUUGGAGUGGAUACAUUUGCUGGAAGUAUGACAAGAUAGCAGUUUCCUGGUAGUGAUAAAGUGUAAGGAUCGUAUGUGUUAGUGGUUCGUGAAAUUUAAAUCUAUUAAAAUGACACAAAUAAAUCUUAAUGGAAGGAAGAAUACGGAAAUGCAAUAACGGAGUUUUUCAGCAAGAGGUACGAAAGUAGACUAGUCUGCUAAGUUUUGAUGGGCUAAGUUUGAAAAUUUUAUUCUAAUUUAUUACUUUUCGCUGUAAAGUUGUAGUGAAUUUGUCAAAUGCCAUCUCCAUACCGCCAUGAUUGCAUUCUUUUGUAAAGGCAAGAGACAUGGUUUGAACUUGAAUUGUAUUGUGUAGGUUUUGUGGCAAUUUGGACCGUAGACUGAGUAAUUGAUGCCGCAUUAAAUGCAAUAUUCUAGUCUUGUGCCGCUGCUUCUGCUUAAUUUUAUUCCUUUAGG
Messenger RNA from Mercurialis annua (annual mercury), 4721 nucleotides. Its product is annotated as DNA repair protein REV1. Bases 98 to 3364 code for a protein of 1088 amino acids. Gene Ontology annotation, biological process: error-prone translesion synthesis; error-free translesion synthesis. Gene Ontology annotation, cellular component: nucleus. The record is from RefSeq and is a predicted model, not a curated record. Lineage: Eukaryota; Viridiplantae; Streptophyta; Magnoliopsida; Malpighiales; Euphorbiaceae. The transcript has 26 exons. Gene Ontology annotation, molecular function: deoxycytidyl transferase activity; DNA-directed DNA polymerase activity; damaged DNA binding.